AUGCAUAUGCAUUUUACACCAACAUCGGUCUGCUCUGCCUUUCAAGUCACGCCGUUUUGGGGCGAAGAGACACAUACAACAGCUGGCUUUUAUGGCCUUCCUCGAGGCAGUCCUUUGUUUCUUAUGAUCACCUUGUCAUUUGAAGCACUCAAUUCCUGUCUCUCGUCUUCAAAGGUUUGUAAUCAGUCUCCAAUGCACACUUGUGAAUACUCGCAAAGGGUAGUUGACGAUAUCGACGCUCAAAGCUAA
Molecule: messenger RNA, 249 nt
Organism: Sclerotinia sclerotiorum 1980 UF-70
Lineage: Eukaryota; Fungi; Ascomycota; Leotiomycetes; Helotiales; Sclerotiniaceae
Exons: 2
Coding region: 1-249 (82 amino acids)
Source: RefSeq, a predicted model, not a curated record